Blepharisma stoltei is the source of this 393-nucleotide messenger RNA. Lineage: Eukaryota; Ciliophora; Heterotrichea; Heterotrichida; Blepharismidae. The record is from the annotation of a GenBank genome assembly.
AUGUAUCCUCUUUUUGGGACAACACUAAUAUUUGAUAGUAAAUAUAAAGCUCAUAAAUUACCAUCUGGAACUCCUUGUUUCUAUUCAUCAGCUAUAUACUUCAACAAAAGCGUCUAUUGCUUUGGAGGGUCUAAUGGUCAAGGGCUUUUAAAUUUAUCUUGCAGAUUCGAUUUAAAUAGUAAUCGAUGAAUUAAAUUAGCACCAAUGCCAAAACCUGAUUGAUAUUGCAAUUUGAUAACAUUUAAUAGGAAUAUUUUGAUUUCUGGGGUGUGGAAUAAAACUAUUUGGCUUUAUUCAGUUGAUAUUGACUCUUUUUCAGUAAUUCCUUAUGAGUUUGCAUGACUGAAAAGAAAGAUAGCAGAGUUGGAGAUAAGUACGUUUGAGAAAGAAUAG